UAGAUAUACACGGUAAAUAAAAAUACCAAAGGAGAGAAAGCGCGUGACUUGUGAGAGUUAAAGUGAGUGGUGAAUCCAAAAGGAUUUUUUCGUUUCUUUCGAUUCAUAGAAACUUCAGCUGAAACACACACACACCAGCUAGUGUUAGUGCGUUCCACCCCCCCCCCCCCCCCGGGACACCUACAGAAUAACUGCUUAGACUUCUCAUAUGAAGCUGGUGCAGUCCCUGAAUUAACUGGUUGAUUGUGAAGAGAAGAGAAUUUUUCAUUCUGUUGAAGUCAGACUUCUGUUUAAGACUUUUGCAUCCCAUGUUUUCAAUACUUACCUCUCAGUCAGUGGACUUAGAUGGCCAGUUCCUUGAUAGGGCUACACCGGAAAAGCCAAACUAACCAGUUCCAAUUAUUAAUGGAGCAAGCAAAUAACCGUAGCAAUGACGAGCAUGUUAUUGACAUAACGAGUAGCAGUGAUGCAUCCUCAUCAAGCAACCCCCAUGAUAGACCAGUCAAUAACUUGCUGCAUGUACAAGCUGAAGAUCAGCCAUCAACAAGCACAGCAGUGCCUGUCUCACAACAUGCAUUUUCUUCUGCUAAUAGAUCAAACUUGAGGAACUCAUCGUUUGUUCGAAGAGGAAAUGGGCGUAGCCGCCAUCGGAGUCCUCUGAAUUCCUUGCUAUGGAUAUCCAUUGAAUUAGUCUUGACAGUGAGCCAAAUAAUUGCAGCAAUUGUAGUGUUGGCCAUGUCAAGGGAUGAGCACCCACGUGCUCCACUAUCCCAAUGGAUCGUCGGUUAUGCAUCUGGGUGUGUAGCAAUUCUUCCUCUUCUCUAUUGGCGUUUUCGUCACAGAAACCAGAAUUCAGAUCAGGAUUCAUCUCAGCAGCCACAGGGUGCUUCGCAGACUGAACUCUCAUCCAGACCUUCCUCGAGUACAAGGAGUUCAGAAGUUGAAGGCCGUCAGACAACUGGUACACCUUCUAUAGGUGGUCAAAGUAGUGGACUACGGAGCAGAAGGUUAAAGGCACUCGUUGACUACUUUAAAAUGGCACUAGAUUGCUUUUUUGCAGUGUGGUUUGUGGUUGGCAAUGUCUGGAUAUUUGGCGGUCACUCUUCUUCCUCUGAGGCUCCUAACUUGUACAGGUGAUGUUUCAUUAGUGUUCUC
Messenger RNA from Nicotiana tabacum (common tobacco), 1155 nucleotides. Lineage: Eukaryota; Viridiplantae; Streptophyta; Magnoliopsida; Solanales; Solanaceae. The record is from RefSeq and is a predicted model, not a curated record.